AUGGCUAAGAAAGUACCCGACAAUCCCUAUCUGGCCGCACGCUAUGAAUGGAACGAGCGCUAUGGCUCUUAUGUGCGUGCAGCAACCGCUUGGCGUACGAUCGGCAUUGUCUCAAUGACCAUGGCAGUGAUCGGCUUCGGCUACGCGCUGUACCAGUCCACUCAGGUCAAGCUCGUGCCUUACAUUGUCGAGGUCGAUCAGCUCGGCAAUUCGGUGGCGGGCGGGUUCCCCGCACAGAUCGAAUAUGCCGAUGAGCGCGUGGUGCGCGCGAUGCUUGGCCAGUGGGUAACGAACUUCCGCUCUAUCACACCCGAUACGGUCGUGCAGACCGGGUACAUCAACCGCACCUAUGCCUUCCUACGGCGGCAAGAUCCUUCGACCGAAAAGGUCAAUGCGUGGUUCCGCAACCAAUCGCCGUUCGACGCUGCGCGCGAAAAGACCGUUUCCGUCGAAAUCAACAACGUGGUGGCCCUGUCCAACCAGUCCUAUCAGAUCGAUUGGACCGAGAUCGAGCGCGAUAGGCAGGGCAGGGAAUUGCAGACCCGACGCUGGCGCGGAGUUGCCACCGUUACACUAUCGCCGCCUCAAGACGAGGCUAUCAUUCGUCUCAAUCCGAUCGGUCUUUACCUGGCCGAUUUCGAUUGGACCGCUCAGCUUUAA
Symbiodinium sp. CCMP2456 is the source of this 660-nucleotide messenger RNA. Lineage: Eukaryota; Dinophyceae; Suessiales; Symbiodiniaceae. The record is from the annotation of a GenBank genome assembly.